CAAGUGCCCCACUCCUUCUCCCCUACGUACUUCUCCACAGAAGUCUCUGUCCCGUACUGAGGACAACUGGAGAUGAGAUCAAAUUUUAUAGCUCUACGGUAUCAGAAGACUCGAAGCCUCUUUCAAGUUGUUCAGACUGGGGAAGUGGAAUUGAAGAAGGCAAAAUAAUGAGGAUAUCAGAUAAAGAAAUGACAAAUUCUGUUUCAAACAAUUCCACCAAUCCAGCGGAAAGGGAAACCGAUGAGGUGGUUCUGAGGAGAAGGCAAAAACAGAUCAACUUUGGAAAGAACACCCUUGCCUAUGACAGAUACAUUAAAGAAGUUCCAAAGAAUCAACGAAUACCAGGAGUUCAUCCUAGAACUCCCAACAAAUUUAAGAAGUACAGCCGUAGAUCCUGGGACCAGCAGAUCAGGCUGUGGAAGAUAGCGCUACAUGCCUGGGAUCCUCCUGAGGAAACCUGGGAUCUGCAGCCAGUUAGUACAGAACCUUCAGGCAGUUCCCAAGAAUGGGUCUACAGAGAUCAGGAUGACUCUGGCUACCCAGUAUUUGAUGAAAAGCAGAGUAGAAGUGGAUAUGAAGAUCAAUACAAAGAGACAGACUAUGCGUCAGAGAGUCCCUGUUCUCCCGAUUCUUCUCCAGUAUGGAAACGCAGAAAACGAAAUAAUCCUGACUCCUCUGCAGUCUCAAAGGGCAAAAACCAUUAUGUGCAUACGUACCACGCACUGGAAGGUCUUACUGAAUCAGGACAUCAGGAGGCUUUUUCAAGGUAUUCAGAGUGGGGAACCUCAGGUGAAAAUGAUGAAAUAAUGACAGUACAAUAUGGUAUAGAAGUAACAAGUGCCCAGGUUCCAGCCAGUUGUUCUUCAGGAUGGAAUGAUCAGAAACAGAAAAAUUCCAGGUUUCCGCAUUAUAGCACAACAUGCGGAGACUCAGACUACAGGCUGGAGAGGCUUAAACUUUGCAGCAGUUUAUUGGAAGGACGUCAGUCAGACUACCCUGAACGGGGAUGGGGAAGUGCAGGUGUUGAAGAUGAAAUAAUAAGGAAAAAAAUCUAAACUGCAAGUCUGUCUUUGUAUAUAGAAGUAUCAGAGAAGAAAGACUUUCUCCUGUGAUACAGUGAUUUGAAGGAUAGGGAUAUAUUGUGGGUUCAGCAGAACAAGCCUUGGACGACUGAUGCAGUCUCAUAACUUCUGCACUGAAAGAGGAAGAGAUUUAUCGUCAGCAUGUGUAUAAUCAACACAAGGUGAAAUGUGCAGGUUUCUCCAGAGCUUUAAGGAUAGAUCGGCUUCUGCAAGCUUUGCCUUGAACGUAAAACCUCAGGUUUCAUUAAGCCUGGGGCUAAGAUGAUGGACGUUCCCUAAAGCUUUUGUGAGAAUAUUUCUGCUUUAUCUGAGUUGGCAGAUGCCAUGUGCGUCAUAUUGUAAAGGCUACUUCAGUUUUUGGAUCCUGCUGUUGCCUUUUGGAGAUCGUGCUACUUACAGUGCACUAAUGUUAUGUUGGUGUAUUGGUCCAAUAUUGAGUCAGUGCGAAGGAUGCCACCUCUCAAACCACGGAGUUAAGCCCUUUUUCCUGUACUGGACCAGAAUUAUGUAUUCAACCUGAAGAACUGCUUCAGAAGAAUGUAGAUAAUUCCACCCUUUCCUCCAGUUGUUGAAGACAAACUCCUUCUAGAUUUUGGAUGGGAUGUUCAUCCAGUUGGUUUAUUUUCCAUUUUCAGAUAAUGUAUAUUAAGCUAGCAUCUGUCUAAUCCUGGUGAGACAAGAGAAAAGGAAAGGUUUAUCAAAAGCAGCCCCCUCUCUUUGAGGGGAUGAGUGACUUAACAGCAACACAGCUUAAAUAUCUGGAUUUUACUCUUAUGCCUGUUACAGCCUGCCCCAGAGAGCCAAGCUGCUGCUGAGAAUAAGGAAGGAUGAAUUCAGUGGCUGCUGUUGCUACAGAAAUAGAGGAAAGCAGCACUACUGGAGCAGGUAGCUGCUCUAGGGUAUGGAGUGUCCUGGCUGAGGGCUACUAUGGUCACCCUCAUUUUAUCUUUCUAGCAUUGUGCUCAGAUGCUCCAAGUGAGUGCUGUGGUUACAGUGGAGUUUAGACAAGAUUCGUGUAUUACAAGAAACUUUUAUAGUCCUUAUGAUUUUGUUUGUUUUUUGUGUUUUCUGAUGUAGACUGUACUAAAAUACAAAUGUAUUGGGAAAUGUUAGCAUUGGGAAUUCUCAUUGCGUUAGUGUAGCUUUGGCAUUGCUGCACCUUGUCUCCUUGCAAGACCACUGCAGAAACUGUGGCAGUUAUAGUGAUGACGCACGGCAGCCUUGCUGUGGGACCAGCAGUGGACCAAAGGGCCAAAAGACUAUUGUGCUGUUGAAGUCGAAGCAAGUUGCUUCCUGACAAACUACUCCCAGUGUCUCCCAAAACAUAACUUCUACUUGUGUUGCUCAGACCUUUUUCAAGUUAGUUUUGAAGAACUGCUGUGCUGGUCUGGGUUUCCAGACGUGUUACAAAAUGUCCAAAACAUGAAGAAAACAACACUGUAGAAAAUACUGUUGCAGUGUGCAGGAGCAGUAGGUUGCCUUCACCAAGAACUGCCAUGCGUGCAGAAACUCACGGCUGCAUUUAACCAUCACAGGUUUGACAAUUUCCAGGGAAGAUCAAAAUUUCUGAGUAUGAAGGGGGGGAAAGUGUGCUCCUGCUUCAACAGAUAAACGUGAGCCUUAGUUACAGCUAUCGCUCAACAGUAAGAAUAUCCUUUUUGCUGUGUGUGCUCUGCUUACACAAGCACAGGAGGAGGGCCAUGCCUCUGACUACGAGUCAAGUCAGUUAAUGCCUUGUCGGGGUGAGGAGAGCUGCCUGCAGGUUGGUGACUUCUAUCCUAGAUGCUUCCUGCAGCUCU
Molecule: messenger RNA, 2881 nt
Organism: Struthio camelus australis
Lineage: Eukaryota; Metazoa; Chordata; Aves; Struthioniformes; Struthionidae
Source: RefSeq, a predicted model, not a curated record